Clonostachys rhizophaga is the source of this 537-nucleotide messenger RNA. The record is from the annotation of a GenBank genome assembly. NCBI's taxonomy places the organism in Eukaryota, Fungi, Ascomycota, Sordariomycetes, Hypocreales, Bionectriaceae.
AUGUCUUCCACUGUCUCCGCUACCACCAGCAGCAGCUCUGCUGCUCCCACCAGCCAGUGCGCCUCCGUCCUCUACAGCCAACCCGGCGAGAGCGACAUCGUCUGCGGCGUCCCCUACACCCAGGAGUAUAUUGGCUUCAUGGAGGACUGCUGCAAGGGCGCCGACGUCGUCAGCUACUACAACAACUGCGGCCUCUCCUGCCUCAUCGUCGACCAGACCGUUGGCGACUUCAAGAACUGCAUGAACAAGGUCCACAAGGUCCCCGACCAGUUCCCUUUCUGCAGCGGCAACAGCACCGACGACAGCAGGAAGGCUACCGGCACCAAGGUCGAUCUCCCCGCCUCCCUCACGGCCUCGGUCGUUGGCGGCAGCUCCUCGACCUCUGCGACCGGAACAAAGACUGCUUCUUCUGCCACCGGCUCCAGCACCUCCGGCAGCAGCAGCAGCAACGACAAGGGCGCUGCCGCCAGCUUCGGCGUCAGCAAGAUGGCCGUCGCGGUCGGCGCCCUGCUCCUCGGCACCUUCAUUGUUGCUUAA